AAAAAAAUACGUGUCAAGAGAGAUCAACAUAGAUUUGCACAGGUUGUAUAGCGAAUGAGCUGAAUGAUCUCAAUGUGUUUUUCUUGUUGUUUAUUCGAUACGUAAAGAAGUAAUGUAGGAAAGUGAAAGUGAAAUAGAAUCCUUGAUUGAUUAAUAAGAAAGACUAACUAGAACUUGUUGGACGAGGAAAUCAAUCGGAUGUAAGGAAAGUAUCAAGCACAGAACGAAACAGAAUUGGAUAAUCUUGUAAUCGCGAAUUUUUGAAUUUCAUAUCUCAAAAUGUCUUACAUGCUAUCACAUUUGGAAAACGGCUAUCAAGUCGAUCAGGCUAUUUUAUCGGAAGAAGAUCGAGUCGUGGUUAUUCGUUUUGGACAUGAUUGGGAUCCAAUGUGUAUGAAAAUGGAUGAAGUACUCUAUAACAUUGCGGAAAAAGUUAAGAACUUUGCCGUUAUUUAUUUGGUUGACAUAACAAAAGUACCAGAUUUUAAUAAAAUGUAUGAACUGUACGAUCCGUGUACAGUAAUGUUCUUCUUUAGAAACAAACACAUCAUGAUAGAUUUAGGUACUGGCAACAACAAUAAGAUCAAUUGGACAUUAGAAGACAAGCAAGAAAUGAUCGACAUCAUCGAGACAGUUUACAGAGGCGCAAGGAAAGGACGAGGUUUGGUAGUUUCUCCUAAAGAUUAUUCCACUAAAUAUCGAUAUUAAUUUAGAGUUAGCAAGUAUCUUGAUAUCAUUACUUGAAAAAAAUAUAUUGGCACUAUAUUUAUUUGAUAUUAAAGAUAUUACAUUGGACAAAUCAAAUUUUAAUAAACAAUGUAAAUGCAUUAUGUGCUUUUUAUUGAAAUUUGUGUGCAUAUCUUGAAUAAAUGAAGUAUGAAGGUGUA
Molecule: messenger RNA, 887 nt
Organism: Linepithema humile (Argentine ant)
Lineage: Eukaryota; Metazoa; Arthropoda; Insecta; Hymenoptera; Formicidae
Gene: Dim1
Product: thioredoxin-like protein Dim1
Biological process (GO): mRNA splicing, via spliceosome
Cellular component (GO): U4/U6 x U5 tri-snRNP complex; spliceosomal complex; U5 snRNP
Source: RefSeq, a predicted model, not a curated record